Coffea eugenioides is the source of this 1236-nucleotide messenger RNA. RefSeq names its product protein ACTIVITY OF BC1 COMPLEX KINASE 1, chloroplastic-like. The record is from RefSeq and is a predicted model, not a curated record. NCBI's taxonomy places the organism in Eukaryota, Viridiplantae, Streptophyta, Magnoliopsida, Gentianales, Rubiaceae. Bases 160 to 1206 code for a protein of 348 amino acids. The transcript is spliced from 5 exons.
AAGCACACAACUUAAAUGGCUUCCAACGACCAAAACCAUCCCAGAGCCACGCAAGUUUUUUCAUCAUUAUCCACAAAAAAAAAAAAAGACACACACACACACAAUCAUUCGGCUACUUUCCUCCUUUGAUGUAAUUCAUUAUCCAAGCCACCUUCGAAAAUGGAGCUGACCGUUUCCACAAACCAUCCUAACAACAAUUUCCUUUCUCCGAGGUGGAAUUCCAAUCCAAUCCGACAAACAAUCAACAAAAGUCUCCACUUUUCUCAGCCGAUUCAGAAGAAGCUCCGCCGCCGGAUAUCAAAUUUGGCGGCGGCGAAUAACACAGGCUAUAGAACUGGUAGUAAUAGCAAAAGUGAUAAAAUCAACAAUAAUACUUUGGCAACAACAAGAACUUCGUCGGCGGAGACCGAGACGGUUGCAAUGGCUGCCGGAAAUGGAAAGCCUAGUAGUGCUGGUAACGGGAAUACGGCCUUGGAGCAGCUUGAUUUUGAGCGCGGCGUUUGCAUUCCGUUUCGCAAGUACUCUCCCCAAACAGUGAGGGAUAAGGUAUUGGAGUCAAGAGGCGCAAUAUUGUCACUCAUUGGUCGCGGGGUGGAGAUAGUAUGGAAGUUAGGCCUUUAUUGGUCUACAUUAGUGUAUGAUUAUUUCGUUGGUCGUGAUGAAGAAGUGGUUCCAUUUCGCGCCAGCCAGCUAAGAAAUCUUCUCUGUGAUCUCGGACCUUCUUUUAUCAAAGCUGGACAGGUCCUUGCAAACAGGCCUGAUAUAAUUCGAGAAGAUUACAUGAAUGAACUUUGCAUUCUUCAAGAUGAUGUUCCUCCUUUUCCCGACCAGGUUGCUUUUAACAUCAUAGAAGAGGAAUUAGGUCAACCUCUUGAAGCUGUUUUCAGCAAAAUUUCAUCAGAGACUAUAGCAGCAGCUAGUUUGGGUCAGGUUUACCGAGCUACUUUGUGUGCCUCCGGAGAGGAUGUUGCAAUUAAGGUGCAAAGACCUGAGAUAGAGCCUAUUAUAUAUCGAGAUCUUUUCCUUUUCCGGACCCUGGCAUCAUUCUUGAAUGGCAUCAGUUUACAAAAGCUGGGUUGCAAUGCAGAGCUUAUAGUUGAUGAAUUUGGCGAGAAGCUUCUGGAGGAGCUUGAUUACACUUUGGUAUUUUUGCAGAACUCUCUCGGCUUGACACCAAAAAAUAAGAAGAAUAUGGCUUUUAGAUAGAAUAAAAGCAUUGUAUAUUUGAUGAUUUUA